This is a messenger RNA of Rhopilema esculentum, 3225 nucleotides long. Its product is annotated as thioredoxin domain-containing protein 3 homolog. Gene Ontology annotation, molecular function: nucleoside diphosphate kinase activity. NCBI's taxonomy places the organism in Eukaryota, Metazoa, Cnidaria, Scyphozoa, Rhizostomeae, Rhizostomatidae. The record is from RefSeq and is a predicted model, not a curated record. Gene Ontology annotation, biological process: GTP biosynthetic process; CTP biosynthetic process; UTP biosynthetic process.
GAAAACUUUUCAUUUAUGCACAUUAGAAUUUGGAUGCUGUCACAUGUAUAGAAUAUUAUUCAACUGGACUCUGCGGUCGGUUGCAUUGCGAUAAAUAUUUAAUGGCGGUACGAAAAUCCUGGAUAAUUAAUUCUCGACAGCUGCUAGCGCAAACCUGCUCUUGAAAAAUGAGCUCAUGGUCAUCAAGCGACUAACAAGUGAGUAAUUCUUUUUGAGAAGAAAAUCCAGCAAUACCACAAAACAUGAAUUUUGGUAAUCAAUGUGAAGACGACUUGGUUGACCGGGUCGUGUACGGGCCUCGAAGAAGGCAACCCAAUGACUGCGCGGGAGAGUCUGUUGUCUACGACCCGUUCAGGUAUCAUUUCCCGAUGCAAGUCUCAGAAAUUCUUAAAAGGUUUCAUGGAGCCGAGAAUGUGGACGAGGUUGAGAAUGGAAGGGAGUCGCAUUUGUCCGUGCCAUCGUCAUCUGCAACUAGAAACAGUUUCGUAAUUAGCAGUCCACGACCUUCGGCUGGUCUAUCACGUGCUGGAACAGGUAAAGGCAGCAGACCAAGAUUUCCAAUCGAGGUUGAUGUGAAAACUCAAGAACAAUGGGAAGAGCUAAUUUCAAAGGAAGGUUUGAUUGUUGUAGAUGCAUAUGCUGGAUGGUGUGGUCCUUGUAAAGCCAUUGAAAGUACAUUCAGACGAAUAAGAAAUGAAUCUGGUGAUGACUUACUUCAUUUUGCAAUGGCAGAAACUGACACUAUAGAAGCAUUGGAGGCAUAUAGGGAUAAAAGUAAACCAACAUUUUUGUUCUUUGGGGGAGGUCAGUUGGUUCAUGUCAUUCGUGGAUGUGAUGCCCCAUCUUUAAUUCAAUCGAUUGCACAUUUUCUGAGAGAAGAGCACAGAAUAAUGAGUGGAGAUGCAGAACGAAAAGUGUUUAUAGAUUUGGAAAUACAGCAGCAGCACCAGAAAUUAGAAGAAGAGAAGCAGGACCAAGAAAAAGAAGAAACUGUGGAAGAGGAUGAAGAAAUUGAAAUGGUUGAGGUCCCAAAAGAAAUAUCUGUUGUCAUUAUAAAACCAGAUGCAUUGAAAAAUGGUCACGCGGAUGAAAUUAUCCAAAACAUCGAGGACAAUGGCGUUGAGAUUCUUCACAAGGAAGAAAGGGUGCUUACUAAAGAAGAGGCAGCAGAGUUUUACAAGCAACACGAGGGCAGUGAGCACUUUGAGCAGCUAAUCGAGUUUAUGAGCAGUGAUCCAGUUUUGACAUUGGUUCUCAGCAAGAAGGGGGAAGAUCCUGGAUACGGCUUGAUCCCGGAAUUGAGAGAUCUUAUUGGUCCGAAAGAUGUCAAUCAAGCCAAAGAAGAGGCACCGGCAAGUAUUCGUGCCCAGUAUGGCACUGAUGCCAUCAUGAAUGCAGUCCAUUCCUGCGACUCUUCAGAAAGUGCUGCAAGGGAACUGGCGUUUUUCUUUCCUGAAUUCAACGUACCAAAAGUGCAGGAAAAGAGAAAGAAAAAACGGAUACAGAGGACCCUUGCUCUUAUUCGGCCUGGUGCUUAUACCCAGAGAAAAGAAUCGAUUUUACACAAGAUUACUGAAGCAGGAUUUAGUAUUGCAAUGGAAAAAGAGAUGUACUUGACAAGAGAGCAAGCAGAAGAGUUUUACGAUCAACACCGAGAAAGUGAUUAUUUCGAAUCCCUAAUUACGAGCAUGACUAGCGGUCCAUCUUUAGCACUUUGUUUGGCGCGAGAGGAUGCGGUUGAAGCUUGGCGAAACCUAUUAGGGCCGAAGGAUGUUCAACAGGCAAGAGAGGAAGCCCCCGAAAGUUUACGGGCUGUAUUCUCAGAAGAAAAUGCAACCAUUAAUCCUCUUCAUGGACCUGACUCUGUUGAAACUGCAGAGAAAGAGUUGCGGAAAUUUUUCCCGCCGCAAGCAACAGUCGGUGUCAUCAAGCCAGAGGCCUACAACGAGCCUGAGCAACGGGAGGAAAUCUUAAAGAAGAUUGAGGAAGCUGGUUUCAAGAUAUCUGCACAAAAGGAAGUGCACCUCACUAAAGAUCUUGCAGCCCAGUUUUACAAGGAACACGAAGGGAAAGAGUUUUAUGAUGGCUUAACUGAUUACAUGAGCAGCGGUCCAACAUUGUUCAUGAUCCUGUCAAGAGAAGACGCUAUUACGGGGUUUAGAGCAUUAGUUGGUCCAAAUGAGCCGGAGGUCGCCAGGGAACAAGCACCCAAUAGUUUGCGAGCUUUGUUUGCUACGGACCCAAUGAAGAAUGCACUUCAUAGCAGUUCAAACGUCGACAAAGCUGUUCAUGUGAUCCACGAAUUCUUCCCUGAAGUCGAGCUCAAUGAAGAUGGAACUGUCAAAGAGCCAUCGAAAGAAGAGCCGCCAGAGGACGGGGCAGGCUCUACCGCUGAAGAAACAGCAAACGUGGAGGAAGAGCAUACUGCGGAUGAUGCUAACGAAGCACAGGACCAAGGUCGUGCAGAUGAAUCGGGAUUGGAAGCUAACGAGGAAUCGAAAAUAGACGGAAAAGAUGAAUCAGAAGUGGAUGCAAAAGGUGAAUCUGAAGGAGAGACAAAAGAAGGCGAAUCUGAGUCAGUGGCAAAAGGUGAAGAUGAAAACAAAGAGGCAGAAACUGGCGAGGACAGUACACUCUCGGACGCAAAUGGAGAAAAUAACCAAGAAGCAAGUAAUGAAUCGGAAGAGCCAAAACAGGUGGAAGUCAAUGAAAUUUCGACAGAGAAUAAAGCUGAAGAUGGAAAAGAUGAAGCUGGAAAAGACGAUACUGGAAAAGAGGAAGGAGGUAGUGAAAGUGAGACAAAGCCAAGUAGUGACGAAGGGGAAAGAAAUCAAGAGGCGGCUGCAAGUGAGGGUGGUGAGAAAGAUAACGAGGCUGAAAAUCCGGAUGCAAACGAGGAAAAGAAGAGUGAUGACGCAAAGGAAGGUGCACAAGAAGAAAGUACUGAAAAUACGAACAAUGAUAGUAGCAACGGAGUUGGUCUGGAAAAUAAAGAAGAUGAGAAUUUGAAAAAAGAGGACGGGGAACAACCAUCUGGCGAAUAAAGCACUGCAUUAAAGUUCCAGUGAGGCGGAACUUUUAAUUGGGUGUAAAGGAGUCAAGUUGGGCAAAUAUUUUACUUGUUUGAAUGUAAAGAGUUUGUAAAUAAGAAGUGACAAUUUGAUUUUGUAUAUAUUUAUGUUCUUAUGUAGUAUUUAUCUGAACGUACAAAUGAUCUCUCUUAAA